GCGUCGCCGCCGCACCUCCGGGCCGCUCCACUAGGUGCUGCUGCCGCGGCCGCCAGGGAGGGAGGUGUCGGAGGGCGGGCCCCGCGCGGUGCUAGGGUUCCGUCUGGACUGGCGGUGGUGGGUCCCAACCGGCGGUACCGGGUUCUGUCCCGACCAGCGGUGCUAGGUUCGGUUCGGACGCGCGCUGCUGGAUCUAAAUGGGCAGUGCUGGGUCCGAUGGGUGGUGCUGUGUUCGGUCCGGACGCGCGGUGCAGAGUCCGGACGGGCGGUGCUGGAUCCAAAUGGGCGGUACUGGAUCUGGACGGGCGGUGAUGGGUCCGAUGGGCGGUGCUACGUUCGGUUCGGACGGGCGGUGCUGGGUCUAAAUGGGCGCUGCUGGGUCCGAUGGGCGGUGCUGGGUUCGGUCCGGACGGGCGGGGACGGGCGGUGCUGGGUCCAAAUGGGUGGUGAUGGAUCUGUGCACGGGCGGUGCUGGGUCCGGACGGGCGGUGCUGGGUCCGGACGGGCGGUGGGUCCGAUGGGCGGUGCUAGGUUCGGUUCGGAUGGGUGGUGCUAGGUCUAAAUGGGCGGCGCCGGAUCCGAUGGGCGGUGCGGGGUUGGGUCCGGACUGGCGGGUCUGGGUCUGGACGGGCGGUACUGGAUCCAAAUGGGGGUGCAGUGCUGGAUCUGGACGGGCGGUGCUGGGUCCGAACGGGCGAUGGGUCCCAUGGGCGGUGCUAGGUUCGGUUCGGACUGGCGGUGCUGGGUCUAAAUGGGCGGUGCUGGGUCCGAUGGGCGGUACUGGGUCUGGACGGGCGGUUCUGGGUCUGGACGGGCGGUGCAGUAUCCAAAUGGGCGGUGCUGGGUCCGGACGGGCGGUGCUAGGUUCGGUCCGGACGGGUGGUGCUGGGUCUAAAUGGGCGGUGCUAGGCUCAGCAGGGGACCGGUGGGCGUGGCGGCACAGGUACGGAGCGCAGGGCGGGUGCAGCGCCCUCUCCGAAGGGCCCUGCGCUCCCCGCGCUCGCUGCUCCUCCCGCCCGCGCAUUGCCCCGGGGCUGCUGCGUGUUUCUUCCAGGGUGAUUCCUUUCCGCUGGGUUACUUCAAAGCCGACCUUUUCAAGCUGUUUUCUUCCGCGGAGGACACGUUGUUAGGCUUUGUGUGCAUUUCAAGGGUCAUGUUUUCUGAACCGCGCUCCGCCGCUCUUGGGGUGUUCGAGCCCCCACACUGCUGUGCGGUGUUCCUCUCACAGAGUGAGGUUGGAGGGUCCCACUGCCUUUGUGUGUCUCCUUAGAAAACGCCUCUUCUCUCAGACACAUUGUUAUCUGCCAAUCCUUCGCAGACGUAGAGAACGGACUGCAGAGUUAAUAAACGUCGAGGGGAAGCUUUGAUGCUCCCCAGUUGGCCCUGAGAGAUGCCACGUGAGCGUCAUUUUAAAUCCUGUACGUGUCCCCGUGGACGUGGAAACCUGAAAUUAAUUUCAGUAGCAAGCUUUGUGAAUUGUAGGGAUUUUUUUUCAUUAGGUGUCUUUUUUGUAACUGCCCCUCCCCUCCCCCACCCUUUGUUUUGGCUGCAGAGCGCAUCUGCAGUCUCCCCACGCCGGGUUCAGUCAGGCGAAGUUGCGUUAUCUGUGAUGUGUUGUAACAAAAAGCGUUUAUCUUUGAAACACUAAGGCAAGUAAUGAGAAGAGUGAACUAUAUUUGACAAAGCCUUUUUAUUUUUGUCAUUACUUUUUUUUCCAAUGUGGAAAUAAUUUUUCUCUCCACCAACUGGAUUUCCUCUUUUGCAGACAAUUAGAGAGUUCUGUCAUCCCCACUGGGUUCUGUCUUUUCUACCGCACUUGUCCAGUACAGCUACAUAAGGAGGCUUCUCAGCAGAGGAGCCUGGGGUGUUGAACCAGUGCCAUGAGGGAAUGAAUUAUUCAAUAGAUCGCUAGUCUCCUUUCUUAAAGUGUGGUGACUUGCAGAAAAGCAUCUGUGUCUAAAUGGCAUCUUCGUGUUCUAGCACUCGGUUUCUUUAUGCCUUUCAGUUCCUGGGCUUCCCGAUGGACUCGAGUUUUUACUAUGUGAGCAUCCCCGUGCCUGCACAGCAAGGACUCUCAUUGGGUUCCACACGUGCUGCGCAGAUCCCUGACACAGCGUUCACUGAACCUCAACUGCAGAAGCUUCAUUCCUGAGGAUGCUGUUACCAAGAAUGACUUGCCUCUUGAAGAAUGAGUUUGCAAAGCCUGCAGUUAGAUUGCUGAUGUCCAAAGUAAGUAUGUGUAGCAUCACUAAAGAGAAAAUUCAGGAUUCCUGGAAAACAGUUAUGGGCUCUCUGCAGUGUUAUUUUUGUAAUAAAAAACAUAUAGCAUAUGUGAAAUACCUACUGGGUGAUGCAGGACACAUAGAAGGCUCGAAAUUAAUGUGAAUCAUUCUCGUUUUUCUGACUGUCAUUAAAAGUCCCCAUUUGUAUUA
This is a messenger RNA of Pan troglodytes (chimpanzee), 2432 nucleotides long. RefSeq lists its product as uncharacterized. The record is from RefSeq and is a predicted model, not a curated record. NCBI's taxonomy places the organism in Eukaryota, Metazoa, Chordata, Mammalia, Primates, Hominidae.